This is a messenger RNA of Acytostelium subglobosum LB1, 1749 nucleotides long. RefSeq lists its product as hypothetical. Bases 1 to 1749 code for a protein of 582 amino acids. The transcript has 4 exons. Lineage: Eukaryota; Evosea; Eumycetozoa; Acytosteliales; Acytosteliaceae. The record is from RefSeq and is a predicted model, not a curated record.
AUGACCUCGACAUCAUCAACAUCCCUUCCAUCUCCAUUCAUUCUCACCGAUAAGACAACACCCGCUGAUCUUAUCAAGCACCUUGAGCUUGAGAAGGAUGAUCCCGACACCAUUACCAUCAACACUCAGAAGAUCAAUGGUUUGACCAUUCGCCUCUCAUCAGUUGAUCAAUUGAGAUCCUUUGGUCUCACUGCUGGCAUCGCAACUGCUUUGUUCAAUAUCGCACACCCAGCCCAAGCUCCCGGUGCUGCAGGAGGAGGUGGUGGCCAAGCGCCCGAGACAGAGAACGUGUCGUUUUGGGUUGCCCUUCAGACAUGUGCCAUCGAUCCAACAUCCAUGGUACUCACCCUUCCCAAUGGCUUGCAUUUCUUGGGAAACCCUUCCAAGAGAUCAUCACUCUACGUGAGAGAGUGCUACGAGGAGAUGAAGAAUCUGAUCUUUGCCCAGUUUGACCGAUACGAAGGAAUCGCGACACUACCUGGCUCUGCAUCUGCGUCAAGCUCGGCGCCACCACCACCAGAUCCAAUCUACGGCUCAUUUGUCGUGACUGGCACCCCUGGCAUUGGAAAGUCAUGCUUCCUCUACUAUCUGAUGCUGGAGAUCGCAAAGAAGAAGGCUCCGCUCGUGGUCCACUCCAUUCAUUCCAACUCUGCACAUUCCUUCUAUCUCUACACUUUCGAUGGGAAUGGAACACCAAUUGUCAACCGUGGACCAAUAGAGCUUGUGAUUCCCUACCUCACCAAGAAGUCCACCUACUAUUUGGUUGACAGUCUCAAGGUGUCCAAUGCCGCUGCCAAGACAAUCAUUGUGUCUUCCCCCGAUCCAGCACUGUACAAGGAGUUCCUGAAGAACGAUCGUACCACUCGCAUGUUUAUGCCCCCCUGGGAGAAGGAUGAGCUUGACCAUGUCAAACCCCUCUUGUAUCCUCAAGUGCCUCAGGCAACUCUCGAGGAUCUUUGGCUAAAGUGGGGUGGCAUUCCACGCUUUGUCUUGGAGAAGGCAGUCAAUGCAGCUUUCCAACACUCUCUCGAGAAUGGAAUCACAACACUUGACCUUGACACAUGUGCAAAGAGCGUUGGCGAGGAGGACCCACAAGCACCAGGCAGUCACAAGAUCAUUCAAAUCAUCCCGAUCGACAUCAGUGGCAUUCCAAAGUAUGGUGCAAUGGUUCUUCGUUUCUCAUCCAAGUAUGUUGCCAGCAAGGUGGCCAACGCAAUCGCGGAAAAGAACUUGGAACAAGUCAAGAGUCAUCUUUCAGUACCCAGAUUCCUUCACUCACCACUUGGAGGGUCAUUCCUAGAGGCCGUAGUGCAUCGACAGUUGAAGGAACAUGGAGGCCAAUUCCAGAGAAGAGCCCUCAAGACCAACCUUGUCGACACCAUUACAUUCCCCAGGCCAUCUUCAUCAGCGAUCAUCAAGUCAAUCACCGAUAUUGGUCCAGCUCUGGACAACAUAUAUCUUGUGCCCAGCUUCUCCAACUUUCCAGCCAUCGAUAGCUUGAUCAAGCCCAAUCAGCUGUUCCAAGUAACAGUAUCAGCAGAUCAUCCGCCUCUGAUGAAAGAACUGACCAGUAUUGUUGAUCAACUUGGAGCUACAGUGGCAAACGUAGAGCUCUAUUUCGUUCUUCCCCAGGACCAAUUUUCUUCUUUCAAGGAACAACAUUACCUCACAACGUCCAAGACCAAAGAUGUCAAACUGACACCCCAGGUCAAGAAGAUCACACAAUACGCAUUGCUCUUUGAGUUGUAA